Propithecus coquereli (Coquerel's sifaka) is the source of this 2310-nucleotide messenger RNA. It is a transcript of the gene SMURF2, whose product is annotated as SMAD specific E3 ubiquitin protein ligase 2. Gene Ontology annotation, molecular function: protein binding; ubiquitin-protein transferase activity. Gene Ontology annotation, biological process: negative regulation of BMP signaling pathway; ubiquitin-dependent protein catabolic process. NCBI's taxonomy places the organism in Eukaryota, Metazoa, Chordata, Mammalia, Primates, Indriidae. The transcript is spliced from 16 exons. The coding region runs from base 1 to 1827 and encodes 608 amino acids. The record is from RefSeq and is a predicted model, not a curated record.
AUGUUAACAAUUGGCUAUGAUCAGAGGUUGGAUCUGUGUAAACUUGGGCCAAAUGACAAUGAUACAGUAAGAGGGCAGAUAGUAGUAAGUCUUCAGUCCAGAGACCGAAUAGGCACAGGAGGACAAGUUGUGGACUGCAGUCGUUUGUUUGAUAAUGAUUUACCAGACGGCUGGGAAGAAAGGCGAACCGCCUCUGGAAGAAUCCAGUAUCUAAACCACAUUACAAGAACUACACAAUGGGAACGCCCAACACGACCGGCAUCUGAAUAUUCUAGUCCUGGCAGACCUCUUAGCUGCCUUGUUGAUGAGAACACUCCAAUUAGUGGAACAAAUGGUGCAACAUGCGGACAGUCUUCGGAUCCCAGACUGGCGGAGAGGAGAGUCAGGUCACAACGGCAUAGAAAUUACAUGAGCAGGACACAUUUACAUACUCCUCCAGACCUACCAGAAGGCUAUGAACAGAGGACAACGCAACAAGGUCAGGUGUAUUUCUUACAUACUCAGACUGGUGUGAGCACAUGGCAUGAUCCAAGAGUGCCUAGGGAUCUUAGCAACAUCAAUUGUGAAGAGCUUGGUCCAUUGCCUCCUGGAUGGGAGAUCCGUAAUACCGCAACAGGCAGAGUUUAUUUCGUUGACCAUAACAACAGAACAACACAAUUUACAGAUCCUCGGCUCUCUGCUAACUUGCAUUUAGUUUUAAAUCGGCAGAACCAAUUGAAAGACCAACAGCAACAGCAAGUGGUGUCAUUAUGCCCUGAUGACACAGAGUGUCUGACAGUUCCAAGGUACAAGCGAGACCUGGUUCAGAAACUAAAAAUUUUGCGGCAAGAGCUUUCCCAACAACAGCCUCAGGCUGGCCACUGCCGCAUUGAGGUUUCCAGGGAAGAGAUUUUUGAGGAAUCAUAUCGACAGGUCAUGAAAAUGAGACCAAAAGAUCUCUGGAAGCGAUUAAUGAUAAAAUUUCGCGGAGAAGAAGGCCUUGACUAUGGAGGGGUUGCCAGGGAAUGGUUAUAUCUCUUGUCACAUGAAAUGUUGAAUCCAUACUAUGGCCUCUUCCAGUAUUCAAGAGAUGAUAUCUAUACAUUGCAGAUAAAUCCUGAUUCUGCAGUUAAUCCGGAACAUUUAUCAUAUUUCCACUUUGUUGGACGAAUAAUGGGAAUGGCUGUGUUUCAUGGACAUUAUAUUGAUGGUGGUUUCACGUUGCCUUUUUAUAAACAGUUGCUUGGGAAGUCGAUUACUUUGGAUGAUAUGGAGUUAGUUGAUCCAGACCUUCAUAACAGUUUAGUGUGGAUACUUGAGAAUGACAUUACAGGUGUUUUGGACCAUACCUUUUGUGUUGAACAUAAUGCAUAUGGUGAAAUUAUUCAGCAUGAACUUAAACCAAAUGGCAAAAGUAUCCCUGUUACUGAAGAAAAUAAAAAAGAAUAUGUCAGAUUUCAUGUCUUAUAUCUUAUUAUUUGUGGACUUGGAAAGAUAGAUGUCAAUGACUGGAAGGUAAACACCCGGUUAAAACACUGUACGCCAGACAGCAAUGUGGUCAAGUGGUUCUGGAAAGCUGUGGAGUUUUUUGAUGAAGAGCGACGAGCACGAUUACUUCAGUUUGUGACAGGAUCCUCUAGAGUGCCUCUGCAGGGCUUCAAAGCCUUACAAGGUGCUGCAGGCCCACGGCUCUUCACCAUACACCAGAUUGACGCCUGCACCAACAACCUGCCGAAAGCCCAUACUUGCUUCAAUCGAAUAGACAUUCCGCCCUAUGAAAGCUAUGAAAAGCUGUAUGAAAAGCUGCUAACAGCCAUUGAAGAAACAUGUGGAUUCGCUGUGGAAUGACGGGCUUCAAAGAUCCACCUGGGACUCUAUUUAUACCCCUGACUGACAGCCUCCUUCAGCAGAGUUCCAAAGAAUGCUGAAAUACAGGAACACCCCCCCCCCUUUUAAUUUUAGGACACUGUGAGGGGAAAGGACAAUUUUGAAAUUCCUUUUCAAGGAAAAAAGGUCUUUAUGCUUUGCCAUGAGGCCACAUUCAGCUGCUAUUUAAAAUUAAUAUCUUGAACCUAAAGAAUGCUGACUUUUCCUGCAUUUCCAGAGUUAGGCAGUAUUCUACACUUAAAGACUACUACUAUUUUUAUAAAAGGUAAUCUAUUCAAAUCGCUUCACCGAUUUCAAGUCUCUCAAACAUCAAGACAACUUCAGCAGUCGGUACAAGUCACAUUUCAUUUUGAUUGAAUACAUGAUUUUGAACAGCUCCUGUACUUGCUCUUUGUAAUAAAAUAAAAUAAAUAAAAUUACUUUGAAUUAUUCUACCUUUGUAAA